This is a messenger RNA of Chinchilla lanigera (long-tailed chinchilla), 12576 nucleotides long. It is a transcript of the gene Dpf3, whose product is annotated as D4, zinc and double PHD fingers, family 3. NCBI's taxonomy places the organism in Eukaryota, Metazoa, Chordata, Mammalia, Rodentia, Chinchillidae. The transcript is spliced from 16 exons. The record is from RefSeq and is a predicted model, not a curated record. The coding region runs from base 1640 to 2908 and encodes 422 amino acids. Gene Ontology annotation, cellular component: nucleus; nBAF complex. Gene Ontology annotation, biological process: nervous system development.
AGGAUCACUCACAGUUGGAGGCCAGCCUGGGCUACAUAAGGCUUUAUAGGGGCUACACGUGGGAAUACAAAUGAUCCCUCACCUUUGCAGGAGUUACAUUCCAGAGACCCCUGAGGGUGUCAAGGUUGUAAAAUACGAAGCUGGACGGACUAUUCCAGAUUGAAAAUGCAAAUGAUCUCAGAUGGAGGACGAGGUGAAUGAAGGAAUGAAGAAUAAAAAAAGGGCAAAACUGAAAUAGCCAGGGAAUACUUGCUCCACGUAUUGUUGAAUCCACUAAAUACAAGCCUCGAGCAACCAGAGAACCAGACUGCAUUGCCUCGAGCGAGAGGAGCGAAAGAAGUGAGAGGGCAGAGCCGGGAAGAACUAACCGGCGGUUUGCGCCUCCUUCCCACCCCUCCCCCACGGUCUUAGCUAUAUGACCUGAUUAAAGCGCUUUGGGAUCUGGCCAGACUUCUAUAUGCUAACGAGGCUCCGGCCCUCUCGGUGGCUGAGAGCGAUUUCCUCCACUCGGAGCUUCCCGAUGCCCGGUGCACACCAGACUUCGCAGAAGUCUCUCAAUUUCGUCAAGGGCUCGCUAGGGAAGAUUCGCGCGGACUCGAAGCAGACGCAGGCUCUCUGGUUGCCUCGGGCCACGUCGGAUUAUUCAUUAGCAAAUUCUUUUCACCUUCUAUCUAAGUAGUGAAAGGUGACGCCGGAAUCUCGGGUGCCACUCCCCGAACGGGACUCGGGCGACACCCAGUCCAGGUUCUACAACUUCUGCCUCGCUUUCCGAGGAGCAAAACAGCGUUGCCAAAAGUCGCCUUAAAUCCUCCCCGCUCCUAAACCUAAAGGUCAGAGCGCCAGGCUCCGGCCAGCCCUCCAGCCCGCCGCAGCCUGGCCCCUUCGGAAGUUCCUGGGGAGGGUGGGGAGCACAGGCGGCGGCGGGGGGGACCGCGCGGAGUGACCACCGGGAAUUACGUAACGACGGCCCUGGCUGCCGAGAGCGCGAGCUGACAUUGAGACAGCCCAGGGGGAGGGGAGCUGCUGUCCUGGAGUCGCCAGGAACAGAGGCGGCAGUUCCAAGAACCGAGAGAGGAAGGCGGCGGAGAUAAAGAAAACACUUCGGGAACAAGAACAUUAGCAAGCCGCGGGACCCGCAGCAUUAACAGUCGGAGGCACACGUGUAGCAAUUUGUCGGGAGAAACGGCAACCUUCCAACUUUUGCUUGACCCUUCGCGGGAUUAAAAACCGUGAUACGCGAAGCCCAAAGCUAAUGAAUGGAAUCCAGUGGUGUGUCAGCAGUAUGCAGAUAUUGCUGUCCUGGAGCGCAAACUCUCUGCAGUUAUUUGGAAGAGUCGGGGCUGAAACCCAAGCUAGAAUGCUCUCCCGUGCGUUUCCACUUGUCCCCUUCGGAAAAGGAGCUGCUACCGAGGUACUGCCGCUUUAAGACCUGCUCGCUGUCGGGCUCUACAAAAGGGAGUGACCUCUGGGCUUUGACAGCUCCCCUAAUAACUACCACCGCGCAGGCCCCGCCCACCUGGCGACCAGCCGCGCCGAUUGGUCGGCGGGCCGGUAUCCCGUGCUCUGAUUGGCCUGCCGCUUCCCCUGAGCGAACCUUUAGAACUCUGAGACAGACAAUAUUCUGUUACAUUGUAGCAAAAUGGCGACUGUCAUUCACAACCCCCUGAAAGCGCUUGGAGACCAGUUUUACAAGGAAGCCAUUGAACAUUGCCGGAGUUACAACUCAAGGCUGUGCGCAGAACGCAGCGUGCGGCUCCCCUUCCUGGACUCACAGACUGGGGUGGCCCAGAAUAACUGCUACAUCUGGAUGGAGAAGAGGCAUCGGGGCCCAGGCCUUGCUCCGGGGCAGCUGUAUACAUACCCUGCCCGCUGCUGGCGCAAGAAGAGACGAUUGCAUCCGCCUGAGGAUCCAAAGCUUCGACUGCUGGAAAUCAAACCUGAAGUGGAGCUGCCCCUGAAGAAGGACGGGUUCACCUCGGAAAGCACCACACUGGAAGCCUUGCUGCGCGGUGAGGGCGUAGAGAAGAAAGUGGACACCAGAGAAGAGGAGAGCCUCCAGGAGAUCCAGAGAGUUUUGGAAAACGAUGAAAAUGUAGAUGAAGGGAAUGAAGAAGAGGAUCUAGAAGAGGAUAUUCCCAAGCGGAAGAAUAGGACCCGAGGACGGGCUCGUGGCUCUGCGGGUGGCAGGAGGAGGCACGACGCCGCCUCUCAGGAAGAUCACGACAAACCUUACGUCUGUGACAUCUGUGGCAAGCGCUACAAGAAUCGGCCAGGACUGAGCUACCACUAUGCCCACACCCACCUGGCUAGCGAGGAAGGGGAUGAAGCCCAGGAUCAGGAGACACGAUCCCCACCUAACCACAGAAACGAGAACCACAGACCCCAGAAAGGACCAGAUGGGACGGUCAUUCCCAAUAACUACUGUGACUUCUGCUUGGGGGGCUCUAACAUGAACAAGAAGAGUGGGCGGCCUGAAGAGCUGGUGUCCUGUGCAGACUGUGGACGCUCUGGUCACCCGACCUGCCUGCAGUUCACCCUGAACAUGACCGAGGCUGUCAAGACCUACAAGUGGCAGUGCAUAGAAUGCAAAUCCUGCAUUCUCUGUGGGACCUCGGAGAAUGACGACCAGCUACUCUUCUGUGACGACUGUGACCGUGGCUAUCACAUGUACUGUUUAACGCCCCCCGUGGCUGAGCCCCCAGAAGGUAAUGACGAUGCGGUCAACAGUAACAACAUCAGCCACUACUCCUACCACUUACUGAGCCCUCACUAUGGUGCAGGCCUUGUGCUAAGGGCUUUUCAUAUCUUGUCUCAUUUAAUCAUCAUGAUCCUACAAGGAAGCUGGAGCUGCCACUUAUGCUGGGAGCUGCUCAAAGAGAAAGCCUCGGCCUUUGGCUGCCAGGCCUAGAGCCCCAGGUCACAGAAAGUGACUUGAUGCUGGAGAGGCUGAGCUAGAGCCCAGCUCAAACCACAUGAAGCCAUCCUCCCACAUCUCCAGACAGACCAACUGUAAGGAAAAUGAAUACUCACAGAAGGGCGUGGACAUGUGGAACCAAGAGGGUGAGAGGUAUUUACUUUACCUCUGGCCCCACAGACGGUACUUCAGCCAGCAUCUCCUUGUUCUACCAGAAGGAUUUUGCACUUUCGAAGAACAACCCCAACCCCAGCCCUGUGGAACCCUCUCACUUUUACCCUAGCACUACAACUUUCUCACUGGUUUCCAUUUUAAGGGAAGCCAUUUUGUGACCACUCAUCAAUCACUUGUGUGUAAUUUGGUGGUUUUGUAAAAAAAAAAAAUCUAUCUUUGCACAGCCUGUUCACCCCCAGUUUAGGCUCUUCAUACUAGAUUUUCACCAGAGGAACAAAGUGCUGUGGAGAAGCUGUUGCUUAUUCAAGCCACUGGAAAAUUCUAGACUUGGAUCUGGAGGCCAUCUUGAGGAUGGAGCCUUGAAACCCCUUCUUGUUCUUCGGUCUUUGUGAGGAGAAGAGUUCUUUCUAGAGCCUCAACAGUGGCUUCCACAGCUGGGGUGGUCUUGAUUGACUGCAUUUUCACUUGAUAGGGGAGGGGGAGGGACUGAGAGGUGGGAAGAAACAUUGGGAAAAUAAUGUUAAGGCCUGCUGUAGCCAUUCAGUGUUUGUUAUUCAUGAGGAGAGACUUGGCAAGGGACUGGCCUAGCUCCUGACACUUCAGAGCUGAGGUGCCCUUGAGGUGAGACAAGCCACAGCCUGUGGACAGAGGAAGGCGCUCAAGACUCUGCCCCUGACUGAGCUGAGUGUACAGGGCCGGUUCCCUCUCUCCGGGCAGAGCUCAGGCACCAGUCCGGUGAGCAAAGACCCCCGGCCGCGUGUCCAAAUAGUGGAUACAGGGACCGCAGCGUUGAGAAACUCUUCAGUAUGGAUGUAACACUAUGAAUUCCUCUUCCCGAGUAAUUUCUUCCUUUCACAAAUAAGUGUGCUAUUGUCUGCAGAGAUCUGACUGGAAAUGUUAGGAUGAAGGCUGGAUAAUUAUUACUUCAAUGGAUGGUCAGGGUAAUGUGGUCAUUUGUGAUAAGGCGGCAAUGAUUUUGAACCCUCUGCUUGUAGGCUGUUCUUGUCUCCUAAAUCUCCCCUCCUCCUGCUAUGAGCUGGACUCUUUUGUUUUUUAAAUGUUUCUAGAAGAAAGAGGAGGGGAGCCUAGAUUCUGAGGUUGCUGUGUUUUGGAGGACAGCUCUGUAGGCUGAAGUGGCUUGGACUCUCUUUGAAUCACAGCAACAGCACGAUAACUGACACAUUUCUAGAAAAAUCAUUUGCCCAAAGGGCAGGUCACUGUGAGUGGGGCCCUUGCGCAUGCUCAGCUUUCCUGAAAUCAGCUCCAUCUCUGUAGUCCCGCAGCGCACAACAAAGGCCCAGGUUAUUUUUAGUUGUUUGGCUCCUGGAGAAGCCCCCAGAGACUCGGGCUGGUUGGGCCACUUCUGCCUGGCUGCGGUGUUGCUCCGUAACUCGGCAGGAGCCGUCCAAUUGCUCUCAGCCAGGGGACCCAGGGCAGCCUGGCGCUGAGCCAAGCCGUGCGGCUCUCCCCCACUCCUUUGUAGAAUGACCUGUGGCAGGAGAACGGGGUCACUCUCCUGCAGGGCCCGUGGCCUCAGAAUGAGUUACACUCAUACGUAACGAUUUCUUUUAAAGGGCCCCUGUCCAGAUGGGAUUUUCGUCUUCCUCAUCAGCUAUUUUCUUCCUUCUGAUAGUCGGUGAGCUGGUCUGGACACUGAAGGCCCAAGGUAGGGCUGGGAGGGUGCCGUCACCGUGGAGGGGGACAUUUUGUUUUAUGACUGUUCUGUCUCACUGUCCUCCCACAAACCCCAAAGCAGGGUCUCCUCAAAGCCUGGUUUUUGGUUUGGAGAGUCAUUUUAAAUUAAUUACAGGAAAAAAAAAAAUUCCUCAAUAUUGCCAAAUGCCCCAGUGGCUUAAAAGUUAAAUAGACAAAUCUGAAAUCCAAAAUUGUGGCUUUACGGCCUGACCAGUCCUCCUGUGGAGAACGCGCAAAGCCGUUCCCCAGGAAGUGCAGGUGAUGGCGCCUGUUCUGCCUUCCGCCAUGUCUGCCCAGCUCUCGGAGCUGAGGGCGGACCGAGCCUCCUGAGCCAGGGCGGGGUGCCGGAGCUGCUCUGGGCUCUGGGGUCACAGCAGAAAAGCCCCAGGCUUCCGCUCUCAGUGUCAUUACUCCCGGCAGAAUGGGAAGUAAUGACCUCCUUCUUCUUUGUGUGCCUCAGUAUCCCCACCUAGAAAGUGGAGAAAGCAGAGCAGCUUGUGGAAUGGCACUGCUCGGGUUGUGCAAGCGGAGGAAAGCGUCCAGAGUCACAUUUAUCACCUUCUGCACUGGUAAAGGGAAGCCUUUUGUAAACUUCAGAUGAGUCUGUUUCCUUAAACCCCUGAGAAUGAGAUAGAAUCAUAGGGUGCCUGUGAAGGGUCAGGGUUUCAGUGUUGCCGCUGCCACUGAAUAGCUGUGUGACCCUGGGCAAGUCACUUAAUAUCCCUGAGCCUCACUUUGCCCACGUGUAAAAUGGAGAUGCUAACACUUGCCCUGCCUGUUCCUACUGGGAGUCUUAAAAAAUAUUACGUGAGCAGCCACUGCAGAGCAGAGCUUAUCUGGGCAGGACUCCGCAUGCUUUCAUGUCUGCCUUCUCGUGUGAUAGCCAGGGUUGGAUGCCUUCUUGGGAUCUCCCUGUAGACUCAAGGGGAUUUACAUUUCAAGAUCCCAGGCUACCUGUAGUCAGGGCCACCAGGCCAGGGCUGGGCCCAAGGAGCCUGGCUUUCACAGGCUGUCUUGGGAAGUAGGAUUUACCAUGUGGUCGAGUGCUUUAGGAUGAAGAUACUCCAGAUACUCUCUUCUACAGGAUUAACCAGCUUGGAAUGGAAACCCCUUCUACAGAGGGCAGGAUUCCUUUCACUUCCGGUGCCACACUCACUUCUCCCUUGAUUUAAAGCCUUGCUCUGCCUGUUCCCACUGGUUGAUCUUGGUCAAGUGAGUACUUCUCUCCAAGUCUCCUGGCCCACAGGCACUGUGUAGCCAGGUGAUCGCAGGGGUUAAAGUAAUGGUGGCAUGGGCCUGGUGUGGUGUGGGAAAUCCUGCUUCCUUCUUGACAUUUUUGAAACACUAAUUUUGGGGCCUGCAGUAAAUCCAGGGAAGGCAGCUCUGUGAGGAAAGAGAAGUGAGGCCCCUGUUAAGAGAUUUAUACUCCAGCAGCCUCACGCGUGGCACCUGAGGCAGGAGCCAGCGCUCCAGAGGCUCUGCUUUUCUGUUGCUGCCUGGGGCCAGGCAGGAACCUAGGGGAGGUUGCAGAGCUGGGCUGCCGAGAGCUGCUUCCUGUGGCUCAGGCUCAGACCCCCGUGGGUAGGUAGGAGGGAGGCCAGAUUCCUUCAGAGAGGGGGGAGAUAACCGGUUUCGAUAGCGGGGAGGGCCUGCAUUUCACAGUGAAGGUCUUGUGGCACCCUGGGGAGUUUCACUCCCGGUGCACUUUUUAUCUUCAUGCUUUGAAUCCAGCGUGAUUCCUUCCAGCCCUCCCCUUAAAAAGUCCAGAUAUUUUAAGGAAUAAAAAUGACAGGAUUGUAACUACUUUUCCUUCAGGGGCAAGUUUAGGAGACCUGUGCUCCUCUGCGUUGUUGAAGAAAGAUUACUGGCUACCCCAGGUUCCAGACUCAGAUAGAAGGGGCUGCCAGACUCCUCUUGGAAUCCACGUGUGCUUGGCUGGUGGCCCAGGCAGGUCCUGAGGACCACCUUGCCCCGCCCCGGCUGGUUCCAGCCUGUUUCCGAAGGGCUGACAUGACAGUGCUUCCCUUUCUUCUCCCACCCCCCCCCGAUGGGCCCCUUGGUCUCUCCUUAGAGAGUCAAUGUCACAGCUCAAGGGGGAAACUGGCUCCCCAGGGCCAGAACCAUGCUCUCUCUCGCACCAAAGAAGCCCUGAGUCCCACGCCUGGCUCUUUUCAGGGGUAGCACGUUGAUGUCACCGUUAGGACUUCGGUAGGCUGGCGAGCCUGGGUAUGAGGGAGGAAGGCAUCCCGGAAGAAGGGUCAGUCCUGUCCCCUGCACCUGAUCCAGUGACACGACUCUCCCCACGUCCCACUGUGCUACACUUUUUGGAGUCUUAUUCCUACCCACAAAGGAUGCCUUUGGUUUUCAGAUGCCCACGUGCAUUAGUACACCAGGGGAGGGAUGGGCAGGAUGCGGGGAAGGAACAGACAUUCUAAUUCGCCUCAGGUUGCAAGUCUCCCCAUGCAGCCCCGACUGUUCUUGGCUCUGAUUUAUCUGUCCUCUGAAGGUGGGCUCUGCAGUUGUCUGAUUCGGGCCCCUUCCCUAUUUCUGAGCAUGCCCAGGCUUUCGGCAUGUUUGUGAUUCUCAGCCAGACGCCACAGCUACCUGCCCUGAGUCAGAAACAGCAGGAUGGAUGGGUUGGUUCGGGGCCUUUGGGGCAGCUAGCUGGGGCCUCUGAGCACUGGGAAUCCUGUUCUGAGGAGGCUGGAGAGCCUCUGGUCUUCAUGAGAGACAGGUGGGGAACUUGCUCUGCGAGGGAGGAGGGGAGAGGAGGAUGCAGUGCCGGUGGUUCGGCACCUGGGCGUGGGAGGGGGAGCGGAGCCCUCUGCGGUGGGGGGCUCCUCUGAGCACCUCGACAGCCGCUCCCACGGAGGCUUGGCUGUGGGAGCAGCCUUGGGGCAGUACCUGCAGGAAGCCCUGGAAGCAGAGGUACUGGGGUCCCUGCCAGCCAGUGCCACAUCACGUGAGUUUCCCAGAAGGAGCAGGCAAGUUCCUGUGUGAGGAGAAAGACUGAGAAACAGGCCGGGUCCCAGCAAGACUGCCUCUGGGUUCUGAGCGAACCCAGGCUGUGACUCCUCAGCUGAGUAAGACUGAGGUGAUCCCCAGAGCCCCGAGACUGUGAGGGAUGUCACGGGGCUAGAGGGCACAGGAGGGCCCCUGGGUUCAGUCCCUGUCCUCGCCUCCCCGUCUUCUUUGCUCCAAUGCUGGGUGGAGGUUGAGGGGCAGAGGCCUUGAAAGAGGGACAUUCCCUGGUUCCCCUGCUUUGGCCCCACCGUGAAAAGGCAGUGUUUGUGCUGAUGAUGACAUUUUCCAGGGCAGGCCAGAGGAAGGCAGCCCUGGGACUGGCAGGCGGCCAGAACCCUCUUGGACAGAAACGUAAUUACUAAUAACGCCUGCUAGCCCGGGCAGCGAGCAAGAUGGCUGUCCAGGUCGGCACCAGCCCAGCCUGGCAAGUAGGCGCUGCUGUGGGCCGGAAGCAGUCCCUGUAGGAAGUGGGGGUGGCCGGGAGCCCUGGGGGACUAGGAAGUCCCUCAACAGCACAACCCUGUAAUCCCCGGGUUAAAUUUACACUCUCCGCAUCUCCUUGGCUCAACUCUCUGUAUUAAUAUUAAUAUCCACGGGAACAGAGAUGUGUGUAUGUGCGCGCACACACACACACACACACACACACACACACACACACACACACCCUGCUCGAUGAAUUCCAGGGAGCUGUUGGUGUUGCCCCAGGAUGGGAGAUCCAGCAGCUGGCCCACAAGACCCACGUGUCCAUGCAGUCUUCAGCAGCCCAGAAGCUCAAGCGCCCAGCCCCUGCAGGGCCACAGGAGUUGCUGUCGUAAAGGGGCCUUUGUGCUUAGGAAGCCACUGGUCCCACCAACUCCAUCCGUCUGUCCCCAGCUCACCUCUGCCUCUUCGGGACAGAUGCUUAGUAACAGUUGAGGACUUGUCAAACAAAGUCCCAAUUCUGCUAUCACAGGGAUGUGAAGACUAUGGUUAGACGAGGGCUUAGGGUUUUUAUUGACGUCCCCCUUUCGCGCUUAUUGCCCACGGAGACUGCGAUUUCUUCUCCUGCCUUUCCCUUCCCUGCACCUUUCUCUUCCUUCCCUCCUGCCACGCAAGAUGCUGAAGAGCACGGUGGCGGUGGAACAAAAGAGCACAGUCCAGGGAGAAAUUGUCGCUGCGCACCUUUUCAACACAUGUAGAUGGAGAAGUCUCAGUUAGGGACUACAAAGAAGCAAAGGAAACAUCGCGAGAUAGUGUGUGAGUGAGUGCAUGAAAACACAGAACGUUCAUCUCAGAGCAGAGGAGGUGGGGAGCUGGCGGGGGAGGCAGGCAGGGAGUCCCGGUAACCAGGGUGCCCGGUCCACACGGCACUUGGGGAGGCAGGCCGGUCAUGCUCGGGCAAGAAAUGAUGAGUGCUUAUGAAACACUCGUGCUCCUCUGGCAGGGAAAAGGGUAUCCAUCAUAGCGGUCCACCACUUCUCUGCUGUGUGUCCACUCUGGGUGUUUUUUCUCUGAAAGCAAAUGGGAAUAGCUCUUGCUUGCCAAGAGCAAUUGCUGCAGAGACUGGUGCUGGUUAAAACACUUGGCAGGCCCUCGACUAUGUGCAGUGUGAUGCUCUAGGUACUACAGGGGCUGGAAAAACUACAUGCAGGCCCAGCCUACAGGCUGCUUCUUAGCUGUAAAAGUAAACUGUCCUUCAGAAUCCCGGUCCUUUGUCAAGUAUCUCACCUCAGGGGAAGGUGUAGGCAUACACCCGGGUCUCUCUUUUCGAUGUAUAUUCAUCAGAGGAAGACUAGCAGGUGAAAACAUCUGGUUAUUUCCAUCCUCUGGAGGCUGGGGAGAAGAACUCAGGUGUCCUCAGCCUAACUGCCUUUAUGUUUCUCUACAUGCUGGCUGCCCUUGGAAGAGGAACAUCGUUCACCUGAGAGCUAGUGACAUGACGUCUAGUCGGACUGUGCUGAGCACCAGGGAGUCUGAGGCUGUGUCUCUGAACGCUGCUCUCUGGUUCCUGCGGUGGAGGGUGGAGAGGUGUAAUCAGCAGGACCUGACCAGUGGUAGGAAGUGACCCACAUGAUAGUCUUGUCCAGGCCCUGCUGGAGAGUCAGGGGUGGGGUGGGGCAGGAGCCUAGCACACGGGUUAGAUGGACUCUCCUGGGGACCCUGGCAAGGUGGGCUCGGCAUCCAGGAGCCUGUAGCACGUGGAUGGUGUGUGUGUGUGUGUGUGUGUGUGUGUGAAAGCCAGUGUCGGAGGUGUUUGCAGUAACCCUCUCUGCCUGCCUUUGGUCAGGGGCUCUUCAGAUCCUAGCUUCACGCUUCAUUUCACCGCCAGUUGUCUGUGUUGACAGCGUCAGGAAUCAGCCGUUUGUUCCAUCUCUCCCUCUCUCUGCACAUGUCAGAGCCGGGUUUCGGCUUUCAGCUGUUCCCCGAAGAAGCGACACUAGGGUGGCUUGCAGGUGAAAUGCCUGGCGUGGGGAAGGCGCGUGUCUUCCUGUGCGGAGAGGUCAGCUCAGGGCUGGCCUAAAGCGGUCUUCAGGGGGCUCUUGUGCACCCAUGACUCUGAGCAAGGGGGCUUUUGGUGACCUCUGUGGAGAGGACUCAAGGCUUGGCUGUGAGUCUGUGGUCUUAAAGUGCUGGAGAGCCGGAGACGUCUCCUGGGCUUUAGUCCACCCAUGCAUUGGAAAGAUGUGGGGAAGAUUCUUUAGAACAAAACUGCUUAUGAAUGGAGGUUUCCCAUCUUUAGCGCUAGUGCAGAGGAGAGAGAGGAAGCCACCUGCCUUGGAUUCUAUCCGGGCCAGACUGGGGGCACUGUCCCAAGCAGCUGUCAGGGGACCUUGAGCCCUCAGGCCCUCAGCUCUGUGAGGGGUGGAGCUGGGAGCCUGAGAGCCCAGUGGGCAGAGCUCUGACAGGAUCCCCUCCCCUCCUCCAUCUGCACGCACUGUCAGACCCCUUCCCAGCCUGAAGCUGGCCGGCUGGACCUUUAGGACGCGGAGAGGUGAGGAACGACAGGCAUGCCUGUCCAUGUCACAGCUGAUCCGAGAAAGAGCCAGAACCAAGUCCACAACCAACUCCACUCUCCUUCCAAAUCUUAAAACUGUUUCCAUAACGCUCCCCUUUUGGUGGCCAAGAUGUGGAGCAUCUUCACCAGGAAGCCAAAAGAAACUGGCUUUCUCUUCUAGUUGCCUGUCCCUCUGCCUCCUCGGCGAGAGGCUGGAGCGGUGGCUUUGGCAAGGGUGGCCCUUGCUUAUGAGCCAGGGCUCCUCUGGGCGGGAUUAAGCCAGCGGCUCCUGGGGUAGCAGGGCAGGGGGCGGUGACUGUCCCACUGCCCUGUGAGGAAGCGUGGGUCUGUGCAGGCUCCGUGCAGGGCGUGAAAGCCUUGGCUUGGGUCAGGCGUGAGGCGCUGGGGAAUGACGUUAGUUUCCAUUGCUCUGUCCCAGCUGGUGAAUCUACCCUGGUUGUCUCACGGUCUUAGGAAUUUACUGCCCUCAAAAGCUCUGGGCUGCAUUUAGAAAAGGAUCUUGCACGCUCUGGUGAUCUCCAGUCACUGGCCUCCAUGGUAUCUCUCGACCUGUACAUAUGAAGCACACGUCUUAAAGUGUGGGCACAAGAAAAGGAGCUGUUCCGGUGUUUUAUCGUCAUCCUCCUCAUGUGCUUCUUGCCUUUUACCCACUGCCCCAACUCCUUUGAAACUCAGUCAUAAAAAAUGACCAAGAGAGUUGGCCUGCGGCACUAGAAGUGUCUAUGAAUGAGGGGCUUUCUUUCACGCUCUUGAACGCUGACCCCAUUGGACCUCCGUACCCAACACCACAUUGCCUCUUGCUGACUGAACAACAAGAGUUUUUGCCUUGAGCUGCUUGGCCUGGAUGUGCAACACUGAGACCAGUACGGCUUUCAUGAGGUUAGAGAGAAGGGCUGCAGACUGGGGAAGUUGUGUGUAAUGGUCCAAGGACAAUAUUUCCAUUUGACUUCCUCUGCCUUCUCUAAAAAGCAACCACAGCAGCAAGCGAACAGUAUGCCCGUCCCCCACCCUGCUGGCUCCACUCCUCCUUCAGGUGUGAUGCGACUGUAGACUCAGUCUCUAGGUGUGUGUGUGCUCUGGUCCUCUGUCUUCUAGGAAUGCUCGUGUCUCCCAGGUGUCAAUUCCUACUCUUCUUGUGGCUCCUACUGUGAAAAGUGCUGUGAUGUUUCUGCCCAGUCUAAGGGGUGUGUCGAGAUCUUGUGAUGUUUCAGUAUUGGAGAUGUGGGGGGACACGCUGGCGUACCACGCAUGUCUCCAGGAGAACCCACAGGUUGGAAAUGGCUCACGUCUGGAUGCCGGCUCACUGACCUAGGACGUGUCUGGAGGGAGACGCAAGUGCUCUGCAUUCAGAAGGCUGGCAGGAGCGCUGUGCAUGAGCUGGACCCUCCUCUCCCCACCCUUCCUCCUGUCCUCACUGGGUUCUGGGAGGGGGGCCUUGGGGAGGUCAAGACUGCAAGCCGAUGCGAUGCUGAUCGGUGUGGGCAUCCAGCAGCUGCUCUUUUGGAACCCCUGGAUAUCUUAGUCCCUUAGCGGGACCCUUCCACAUUCACAAAGACUUAGUCCCUUAGCGGGACCCUGGAUAUCUGAACCCCUGGAUAUCUUAGUCCCUUAGCGGGACCCUUCCACAUUCACAAAGACAAGCCCCCUGUCUCUUCCUUGCUGUGGUUAGUAUCUUGUUCUGUGAUUGGUUAGCAGUGUUGACUACCCACGUAGCAAAUCUUUUGUCUGCAAUUUAGAGAAUGUGUAAACAAAUAAAAGGCUUUAAAACUCCUGG